AUGUGGCGCUUUCUGGGGUUUGCAUCGUCAACUGAGAACGACAAGCCUGAACCCUCUCGCAGUCUCCCAGCUUCUUGGUACCGAUCCCCGGAACUGCACCAGCUCGAGAGAAGAGCCAUCAUCUCCAAAAAGUGGAUCUUGGUUUCACACUCGCUGAGAUUCAAGCAAGCCGGAGACUAUAUCUCUUUCAACUAUGCGGACUUCCCAUUCUUCCUGAUCCAAGACCGAGAAGGCAACAUCAACGGCUUUCAUAACGCUAGCAUUCUCAGCUGCAAGUAUCAUGGCUGGUCAUACGGCUUCAAGGGAAACCUAGCAAAAGCACCGAGAUUCGACACAGUGAGGGGUUUCGACAAGAAUCAACAUGGCCUCCUUCCUAUUCACGUCCGCAUAGAUCCUGCCGGAUUCAUUUGGGUGAAUCUCCAAGCAGGCGAGCCUGAUGUGAAAUGGGAGGAUGAGUUUGGUGGCGUCUACCAGAAACCGAGGAUGCAGAACUUUGACUUCGCCGGGGGUUACAAAUACGACCAUGUUUGGGAGAUGGAGCUCGAUGCAAACUGGAAAACAGUCAUCGAGAACUACAACGAGUGCUACCACUGCCCAACAUCUCAUCCUUUGAUUGCUGGCGUGUCGGACCUGACUCAGUACAAGGUUGAGCCAAGCGGAAGUUGUCUAGAGCACGAGAUCAUCAACAAGAAGGCUCGAGAUGAGGAGGACGAAUUUCGGAGGUCCAUUACCUUCUUCUUCCCCUCAACAUCGGUGACAAUCACUAAAAACUUCUUCUACAUCCAACGGAUGAUUCCAGUCAAUGCUACGAAAACAAGGAUCGAGAAUGAGGUCUACCGAAGCCAUAGUGCUGGGGAUGAAGAGUUCGCAGCAAUCAACGCAUUCUAUAAGCAGGUCUUGGAAGAAGACAAAGACCUGUGCAUUGGAGCGCAGAGGAACCUGAGCGCCAGCGUUUUCGUCAACGGUGAACUUCAUCCUGAAAAGGAAAAGGGCCCAAUUCACUUCCAGAACACUCUCAGGGAAGAGGUGAUGGCACACAGGAAGAGAGAGCUUGACCAAGGGGGCAGAGAGAUCUGGCCAGCCACGCCGAAGCUGUACGGGGAGAUGAACACGGGGAAGCUGAACGAGGAAGAGUCAUUCUGCUCCGAGCUUGAGAAGGCGAGCUGCGGGGCUCGGCAGGAGCUUGCAUGCUGUCUUACUCUCAUGACCAUGGCGCCUCUUGAGAUUCCCAUCAUCGACUUUUCAGGGUUCUACUCGCAAGACCCAGCCCAGAAGCAGAAGGUUGUGGACCAGGUCCGUGACAGCUGCCUCUACAAUGGGUUCUUCCAGAUCGUUGGUCACUCUGUACCACUGCAGCAGCAGAAGGCAGUCAUGGAGAAUGCGAAGAAGCUCUUCAACCUUCCUCUUGAGGAGAAACAGAAGGUCGCAAAGGAGAACAACACAUGGAACCGAGGCUAUGAGAUGCUGAGGUCGCAGAUCCUUGAGGAGGGAACGCAGCCAGAGUUGAAGGAAGGCUUCUACAUUGGCGCUGAGAUCCCCGAGGAUCACCCCUACUUCAUCAACAAGAAGCUUAACAGCGGACCGAACCAGUGGCCCCAAGGCCUUGGAAACGACCUGGAGGGCUUCAGGUCAGCUUCGAUGGAGUACUACUCAUCCGCCCUGUCUCUGGCAUCGGACUUGAUGAGAGUUUUGGCGCUGUCAUUGGAUCUCGAGGAGAGCUACUUCAGCAAGUUCAUGGAGGGUGCUGUGGCUACCAUGCGACUUCUCCACUACCCUUCUCAGCCUGCGGACGCGGACGAGAAGCUCACCCGCGGCAUUGGCGCUCACACAGACUUCGGUGCUAUCACCAUGCUUCUUCAGGACAAGGUUGAUGGUCUCCAGGUCUGGGACAAGAAGAACGAGACUUGGAUCGAUGUUCCCCCCACCGAAGGCGCAUUCGUCGUCAACCUGGGCAACCUCAUGGCCCGUUGGACCAAUGAGAAGUACAAGAGCAAUAUCCACAGAGUCAUCAACAAGUCGGGCCAAGAGCGUUACUCCAUUCCUGUCUUCGUCUCUGGUAACCCGGACUACCUCGUCGAGUGCAUCCCCACUUGCAAGUCAGCUACUGAACCAGCCAAGUUCGGGCCUGUCACCGUCGAACAAGCAGUCUCCGCGUCGUAUGCGGAGUCUUACGGAAGGGCGCAACUCUACAAGCAGGGCUUGGAGAAGGCCAUGGCGAACAAGCUCAAGACACAACAGCAAGCACAACCGGCUCAGAUUGCUGUAGCUUAG
Molecule: messenger RNA, 2271 nt
Organism: Colletotrichum karsti
Lineage: Eukaryota; Fungi; Ascomycota; Sordariomycetes; Glomerellales; Glomerellaceae
Product: rieske 2fe-2s family protein
Exons: 7
Coding region: 1-2271 (756 amino acids)
Molecular function (GO): 2 iron, 2 sulfur cluster binding; iron ion binding
Source: RefSeq, a predicted model, not a curated record